GUCUGAUUGUAUUUAACUCAUCCAACUCAUGGGUAAAUUGCUACAAGUCACUGGAUUUCCUUGUGAAACAACAGCGAUUCAGCUGGUAGAAUUCCUUAAGAAGAUAUUUCCUGAUGACAAAUUACAGAAUGUUUGGUUUGACCCAUACAGAGAGCCACGAGCAGUGGCCGUGUUUUUGAAUGAACUUGGUUUGUUUCAUUUCUGUUUUGCGUGUUAUUUUUAGGCUCUAUUAGUCACACUAAGAGCUAAUAAUGUGAGAUUUUCUGUUUGAGGGUUUAAGGGUGACUACUUUAAAAAGAGAAUCAGCUAAAUUAUCAUAGAAAUAUAUUUUUAGAUUCGUAUUGAUAUUUAUAUUUUUAAAGUCUCAGUAUUUAUUAGCAUGCUUAUAAUUUACUAAAUACACAACAGUUACCAUUUUCUUUAUUGCUAAGGACUAAGGAAGAUUUUAACUGUUUUUAUUAUUUACAUUUGAGACCUAAAGUUAAAUUAAAGUAGACCUAAAUUUAAUUUUUAAGUAAUUAUGCAUCUUUUCCCUAGAUGAAACACGACUCCAUCAGUUCAUCCAGCUACAUGAUGUUGAAUUCCAGGAUCACAUUUUGGCAUUUGAGACCACAAAGCCCACAUGGAGUAUCUUUGUAAGGACUUAUGGAUCUGUACCGUAUGGUACCAUUGACAAACUGCUACUGACUUUCCAGAAAAGGCCAAGUAGAAUGGUGCAAUAUAUACAGCCACUAGAUGAUGAUUGUUAUGAAAUAAAUUUUUCUGGGGGAUGGGGUGAGUGAUUUUUUUUCUUUAAUUUGUUUGACAUAUUGCUAGCUUUAGUUUUCCAGUACAUUUAAACUUUUUUUGUGUUUUUUUUAAACUGAGUACAAUAGCAAAAUUUAAUUAAAUUAAAUUCCAAAAAUGCAUUCUAUUAAUAUUUUGUAAUCAUUGUCUUUGGACUUCAUGAUUUAUUAUUAUUUGCUGUAACUUAUAAAUGUAUGUAAUUAGUGUCAUUAUAAGGUGUCUAAGAUUUGCAAUGGGUUACAAAGUCAGCCAUUUCUUGUAAUACUUCAAGUAAAAUUUGUGACCUUCCAAACUUCGUAAUCGUCUAUAUUAUAUAAUAGCUGAGAACAGUUUUACAGAAUAUUUUGACGCCAAUGAACACUGGCAAAACAUCAUAUUUAAUGGCAACUCCCGAGAAUACCAAAAAAUCUAAAUGUAUGGGUCCCUGUGCUAAAUGCAUAGGUCCCUGUCCUAAAUGCAUAGGUCCCUGUGCUAAAUGCAUAGGUCCCUGUGCUAAAUGCAUAGGUCCCUGUGCUAAAUUUAUGGGUCCCUGUGCUAAAUGUAUAGGUCACUGUGUUUUAGAAACUCUUGAUAAGUAAUUCUGAAGAAAUUACAAUUAAAUAAACUAGCACACAAAUAAUGAACACUGAUGGGUGUAAUUAUAAUGUUGAAAUAUGUUAAUAUACAAAGCCAACACAAAACAGUUCAACCAUAAUUGGUCACAUCUUUUUAAUUGUUGAAAAUAUUAAUUUGUUAAAACUUAACCUCAUGUAAAUUCAAUCAAUUGAUUUAUACUUUUUGUCAACAUUUCAGAACUUCCUUAAUGUGCUGAUUUUUAGCUUUAUUAUUAUUUAAUAACUUAAAUUGACUUGACAAUUCAUUUAAUAUUAUUAAGGGGGCGUCCAUUAAAAUUACGUCAACAAAAUAGGGGGGGGGGGUUUGGAAAUGUUUGGAGGGAGGGGAGUUUAGAUUAGUUGACGUCAGCAUUUCUGUUUUCUCUAUUAAAAUUUUAAUCUUAAAAA
This is a messenger RNA of Lymnaea stagnalis (great pond snail), 1787 nucleotides long. The record is from the annotation of a GenBank genome assembly. Lineage: Eukaryota; Metazoa; Mollusca; Gastropoda; Lymnaeidae.